This is a messenger RNA of Lagenorhynchus albirostris (white-beaked dolphin), 6139 nucleotides long. It is a transcript of the gene ZCCHC14, whose product is annotated as zinc finger CCHC-type containing 14. The transcript has 13 exons. NCBI's taxonomy places the organism in Eukaryota, Metazoa, Chordata, Mammalia, Artiodactyla, Delphinidae. Bases 43 to 3306 code for a protein of 1087 amino acids. Gene Ontology annotation, molecular function: zinc ion binding; nucleic acid binding; phosphatidylinositol binding. The record is from RefSeq and is a predicted model, not a curated record.
GCGGCCCCCGGCCCCGCGUGGCGGCGCGGCGCGGGCGGCAGCAUGGUGGAGAAGCGCUGCCCGUUGCAGAGGGACGGCGUGUACCGCUGGUUCUCGGAGCUGCCGUCGCCGCAGCGCGUAGAGUUCCUCUGCGGCCUGCUGGACCUGUGCAUCCCGCUCGAGCUGCGCUUCCUCGGCUCGUGCCUCGAGGACCUGGCCCGCAAGGACUACCACUCGCUGCGCGACUCGGAGAUCAAGGCCAACAACCCGGCCGACCUGGGCAGCCUCACCAACCUGACAGACGAGGUGGUGCGCAGCAAACUGCUCGUGUCGCUGGCGCUGCUGGGCUCGGAGCAGCGCGAGGCGGCGGGCGUGCUCUACCGCACGCUCACGCACAUCGACUCCAUCAUCCACAACUACGGGCUGCAGCUCAACGAGGGCCGCACAGGCGAUGAGUUCCUGCUGCUCUUCACCAUGGCCUCCAACCACCCGGCCUUCAGCUUCCACCAGAAGCAGGUGCUGCGCCAGGAGCUCACGCAGAUCCAGAGCAGCCUGAGCGGCGGCGGCGGCGGCGGCGGGGGCCCCGGGGGCAAGAGCGCGCUGCCCACAUGCCCGGCCUGCCACAAGGUCACUCCCAGGACGGAGACCCCCGUCAGCAGUGUCGGUAACAGUUUGGAGAACGCCCUGCACACAUCCGCGCAUUCCACUGAGGAGUCGCUGCCCAAGAGGCCUGGAGGGAAGCACUCCAGAGUGAGUGUUGAAAAGAUAGACCUGAAGGGAUUAUCACACAAAAAAAAUGAAAGAAAUGUUGAAUGUUCCUUUGAGGUCUUGUGGUCUGAUUCUUCAGUAACAUCAGUAACCAAAUCUUCCUCUGAAGUGACUGAAUUUAUUUCAAAGUUAUCUCAGCUGUGUCCUGAAGAAAAUUUGGAGAAAUUCAUUCCUUGCUUAGCUGGCCCAGAUGCAUUCUAUGUAGAGCGAAACCACAUGGAUCUGGAAGCGGACCUGAGGUAUUUGGCUUCAUUACCUUCUCACAUAUUAAAAAAUGACCAUGUUAAGAAAUUUUUCAGCACUUCAUCUCCCACCCAACAGCUUCAAAGUCCAAGUCCUGGCAACCCUUCCCUGUCUAAAGUCGGUACCAUGAUGGGCGUGUCUGGAAGGCCUGUGUGCGGAGUGGCCGGCAUCCCGUCGUCUCAGGGCGGCGCCCAGCAUCACGUGCAGCACUCGGCCAGCACGUCCGCCUUGCCCCACUGCUCGCACGCGGGGGGUGCAGGCUCAGCUCUGGCCUACCGGACCCCGAUGGACAGCUCGCCCGCUAUCUUGAUGCCUUCCAGCCUGCAGGCCCCGCAGACCCAGGAGCAAAAUGGGAUUUUAGACUGGCUUCGGAAACUGCGUUUGCACAAGUACUACCCCGUCUUUAAACAGCUCACGAUGGAGAAGUUUCUGAGCCUUACGGAAGAAGAUCUAAAUAAAUUUGAAUCCCUCACCAUGGGAGCAAAGAAGAAGCUCAAGACUCAGCUGGAGUUGGAGAAGGAGAAGUCAGAGAAACGGUGCCUGAACCCCUCGGCCCCUCCCCCAGUCAGCAGCAGCGGAGUGGCCCGCGUUCCCCCCACCAGCCACGUGGGGCCUGUGCAGCCGGUGCGAAGCAGCCAUGCUGCAGCACUGCGGGUGGAGGUGGCGCAGCCCCCGCACCAGACGGCCCGGGAAGGCAGCUCCUCUGAAUGUUCCAGCUCCUCGCCCAGCCCGAUGGGCGUGCAGGCCCGGGAAGAGAGCUCGGACAGCGCGGAGGAGAACGACAGACGUGUGGAGAUCCACUUGGAGGGCUCUGACAAGGAGAAGCCUGUGAUGCUGCUGAACCAUUUCACUUCAAGUUCCGCCAGGCCCACAGCCCAGGUCCUCCCCGUGCAGAACGAAGCAGGCUCCAAUCCGUCGGGCCACCACCCGCUGCCCCCGCAGAUGAUGACGGCGGCCUCGCACAUCGCGCCCAUCCGGAUGCUGAACUCCGUGCACAAGGCGGAGAGGGGGGGCGCGGACAUGAAGCUCCUCUCGUCCUCUGUGCACUCGCUGCUGUCUCUCGAGGAGCGCAGUAAAGUCUCUGGACCAAGAAGCGGCAUCAAAGUGGACAAGAACUUUGGCAGCACCAUGAUGGACAUGCUACCCGCGUCCACCCCCCAUCAGCCCAUGCAGGUCCUUUCUGGACUCACCGAGAGCAGCUCUGUGUCGCCCACCGUCUCCUUUGGUCCCCGCACCAAAGUCGUCCACGCUUCCGCCCUCGACAGGGUGAUGAAGCCGGCACAGCAGCCGGCCCUGGUGGUGGAGACCAGCACUGCUGCCGCAGGGACGUCCAGCACCGUCUUCCAUGUGGCUCGGCCACCCAUCAAACUUCUGGUGUCUUCAUCUGUCCCUGCAGACUCUGCCGUGUCUGGGCAAACGUCCUGUUCCGGCAACGUGCAAAUAAGCGUGCCCCCUGCCAUAAUAAACCCUCGGACUGCUCUGUACACAGCCAACACCAAAGCUGCCUUCUCUGCGAUGAGCAGUGUGCCCGUGGGCCCCCUGCAGGGCAGCUUCUGCGCAAACAGCAACACUGCCUCUGCCGGUAGCCACCCUGCCACGUCCUUUGCAAACAUGGCCACCGUGCCCAGCUGCCCCGCCCCCAGCUCCAGCCCCGCACUCUCCUCGGUCCCCGAAAGCAGCUUCUAUAGCAGCAGUGGCGGCGGCGGCGGCGGCGGCGGCGGCUCCCCCGGAAACCUCCCCGCCUCGGCCCAGAACCACCACCACCACCACCACCAUCAGCAGCAGCCGGCGCCCCAGCAGCCCGCGCCUGCCCCGCCCCCCGGCUGCGUCGUGUGCACGUCCUGCGGCUGCAGCGGGAGCUGCGGCUCGAGCGGCCUAACUGUCAGCUACGCCAACUACUUCCAGCACCCGUUCUCGGGGCCGUCCGUCUUCCCCUUCCCGUUCCUGCCGUUCAGUCCCAUGUGCGGCAGUGGCUACGUGGGCGCCCAGCAGUACGGCGGCGGCGCCUUCCCGGUCGUGCACUCGCCCUACAGCAGCGGCGUGGGCCCCGAGCCCGUGCUGGGCGGCCAGUCGGCCUUCACCGUCCCGCCCGUGCAGAACUUCAUGGGGGCGGCGGGCGUCUACCAGGCCCAGGGCUUGGUGGGUAGUAGCAACGGCUCCAGUCACAAAAAGAGCGGGAAUCUGUCGUGUUACAACUGUGGGGCCACCGGUCACCGCGCUCAGGACUGCAAGCAGCCGUCCAUGGACUUCAACCGGCAAGGUACUUUUAGGUUGAAAUAUGCCCCUCCAGCAGAAAGUCUGGACUCCACAGAUUGAUAUUUUUCUCUGGCAACAGAACACUAUUAAGCCAUGGAGACCUAAGGAAAAUUAAAUACAAAACUGAGAAGUCUAGUUGCUGUUGAGCUCAAUAUUUUUAAUCCAAAGGUGCUUUACUUUACUAGACUGGAUAGAAAACCUAGCGUAGGAAUGCAUCAAACUCAGUUUUAUUGCCAAAAUCCUAGACGGGAGCUUGAUGUCAGGACUGGCCUAGUGGGUAUCUCCACUGUGGGUGAAAGUUGGCCACCUCCACCCUUGGUUGCAAUGCAGAGACCUCCCGUCUCCUGAAGAGCAUUGCCGUAAUUGGUCCUUCUAGGCUCACACGUAAUUCCAGGGCAGCUACGUGAGGUUGGAAUCGAGAACUGAAGGUCGGAGUUCUCCAAGUGGAGUUCUACCAGUCGGACUCUUGACACCCCUGGUGAGGGAAAAUGUCGCCUUUGUUUUGUUCUGUUCUGUUCUGUUUCGUUCUUAAAGUGGUUAGGCACUAAUCUCUGGGCUUUUUAAGGAUUGCACUACCGAAGAAUGUAAACCGAUGUCCAUCUCUGCAGUUCUGGGAGACAAACUCCCUGAGACCAGUCAGUGCAAGACGCUCAGAGAAUCCGUUCUUAGAGUCCGCACCAGCAGGCUACACGAUUUAGUACACAACAGAGAUUUUAGUAUUUCCUUCCCUCCUUAAAAGCACUUGUAGCAGUUUCAGGGUUUUUUUUUCUUUUUUUUUUUUUCCUGCAAAUAAAUUUAAACUACAUUAUUAAAUAGAAAUAGUUACUUGCAACAACUUAAUUUCUAAAAGGGUCCAAGUCCCAGAGAAUCCCUAGUAGUCAAAGCUUUGAGGACACCUUCCUUCCCAGCCCUUCCGAGCUUUGAGUCCUGUCGUCUUCCACCACGAAGGAACUCUGGCAGAGACGCGAUAGCGGCACACCUCGUGAGCGGCACUCAUGGAUGCUGCACGUCCUUAGCCAAGUUUGCAAGUUCUUUUAUCUCCCAUGGACUUCCCAAGGACCCCAAGGCUCACUGCUAAUGGAUUCACACUUGAGACAGACAUUUCAACAACAAUAAUACAGUCCUAUAAUCUCUGAGCAAACGAUUGGAAAUUUUCUCCUGUCAACUUCUUUUGUAUUAGGCCGUGUAUCAAUAGUUAGUUCCGUUAAAAAUUACCUGGAAAACUACAAUAGAAAGUGGUAAGACUCUGAAAGAGAAUACACUGACAGGACAGAGCUACAAGAUCUGCAGAAGUCUAGUUUUACCAAGGUGGGAAAUAAAGUCCACCACACAGCUCUCAAUUUCACCCCACUGCAAUGAGAGCUUUUGGUCCGAAAGUUAGGGACUUAAAGCUUCCAGGCUAAAGGGAAUUUUCUGCUCAAACAAUAUUGUUUUAAAUGCUAAAGCCUUCAAUAUUAAAAUAUUGAUUGGUAAGGUCUUGCCCAGGGAUUUUCCAGUUGAAUAUUUAUUUAAAAAAAGAAAAUCACAAUACUCAGACCACUCUUAAAAUGGGACAAUCAGCCUCAUGUAAAAUUGGUGUAAAUCAAAAGAAUACCCUAGAAUUUGAGGCAUUGUGAUGUAAGGCUUCAAAUUUUGAGAUCAGUUUCCUGCUUCAUGGAAACUAAAGCAGAAAGUUGUUACAUUUUUUUAAUGAAAGGCUUUUAGUAGAGUUUUUAAGAGUUUUAUUUUAGUAGAGUUUUAUUUCUAUGCAAUGCAGAAUUGACAGACCUCUGUAUUCUUCUCUCUCUUCCUGGUACACAGUAUUACAUACAGUUUUGAAGUAAUGAUGAUGCUUACAACAGCAUUUUGGGGGAAUGUUACAUUGAUCUCUUAAAUUAUAAACACUACAAAAUGUCAAAAUUACGAGAACUGACACAACUUUGCCUUAAAGAGUACUAGACUGGAACUUGUCAUAUUAUGUUUAAGGAAGACUUAGAGUGUUCAUUGAUGUUUACGAUUUUAAUAUUUCUGAAGGCCCUUACAGUGGCCUGGAUAUGUGCUGAAAGCCAAACUUUUAAAAUUUUUGGUUUUUUAAACAAAGAACUAUUUUAAAUAAAUCCUAUUUCAACACAGUGAAACUGUUGAAAACCGUCUCAUAACAAAAGAAAAAAAUCAUAUUUAGGUUUUUUGUUUUAGUGGUCAGUAUUGGGGAAUGAAAGUGUGUCUGUUGUUACCCUUAUAACUGUUUUGAUAAAUAUUAGAGGUUAGCGUUAAAUACGACAAAAAAUUAAAACGAACUUCAGUUUGAAGUAUGACAUUCAAAUUGAGGGAAAUAAGUUCAGACAUUGUGUGGCUGUGUUCCAGUCAUCAGAGGUCUUAGAGAAACUUCCAGCUGUCUUUGAAAGUGCAUGUGCAGAGUGACGUCUCCAGUGAGGCCGUUCCGAGUUGAGAGUGGUAAAACGUAAAUGUGAGACACCAGGACACAAAGCAUUCAGCUGCCGCUCCGUGAGACCUCUUCCCAAGUGAAUCCCAUACUUGAACUUGGGAAUAUUUGCUAGCAGUAUUCUCUGAUGAAAUUUCUCUCCAGAAGCAACCACAGUCAGUGAGCCUAAAGAGCAUUUGGCAUUUCCUCAGAGGACGUCCUCAUCAGCUAGAAACACAGAUCAGACUGACCCUUGCAACUACUUAUUUUCCUGAAAUUGUGGGCUCAGUUUCCAAAUGCUGUGGCAACCAGGUAGGUGUGGCACCAGCCACUUUGCUCUGUGUAGUCUGUCAUAUUUUAAAGUUUCUAACCCCAUUUUUUAUCUCCAAGAAUGGGGAAAGUGGAAUGUACAGAUUGAAGUAGAAUACAACGUUGGGAUAAAACACUAAUCUUUUUUUUUUUUUUUUAAAGCAGAACACUCAAUUUUCUACC